Molecule: messenger RNA, 1439 nt
Organism: Loxodonta africana (African savanna elephant)
Lineage: Eukaryota; Metazoa; Chordata; Mammalia; Proboscidea; Elephantidae
Gene: AQP6
Product: aquaporin 6
Exons: 5
Coding region: 177-1028 (283 amino acids)
Biological process (GO): water transport; transmembrane transport; carbon dioxide transport
Cellular component (GO): plasma membrane; apical plasma membrane
Molecular function (GO): nitrate transmembrane transporter activity; water channel activity
Source: RefSeq, a predicted model, not a curated record
UCAGUCUGACCAAUACAUUCCUUGGGGUACCAGAGUGACGGACAGAUCUGCAGAUAGGGGUCAGAGAAGCCGGCAAGGAGUGACCAGCCAGAGUCAGCAGGAGACCAGAAGAGACAGGGGAAACCAGAGACCAGAGAAACGGAGGAAAGCCUGGGAGCAGAGGACCUCAGGCUAACAUGCUGGUGUGCAGGCUCUGGACAGCCAUCAUCAAGGCGCUGUUUGCAGAGUUCCUGGCCACAGGGCUGUAUGUGUUCUUUGGCGUGGGCUCGGUGCUACACUGGCCCUCGGCACUUCCCUCCGUGCUGCAGAUUGCCAUCACCUUCAACCUGGCCACAGCCAUGGCUGUGCAGAUCACAUGGAAGACCAGCGGGGCCCACGUCAACCCUGCUGUGACGCUGGCCUUCCUCGUGGGCUCCCACAUCUCCCUCCCCCGAGCUGUGGCCUAUGUGGCUGCCCAGUUGGCAGGGGCCACUGCGGGGGCUGCUCUGCUUUACGGGGUCACGCCAGGAGACAUCCGAGGGACCCUUGGGAUCAAUGUGGUCCGGAGCAACAUCUCUGCUGGCCAGGCUGUGGCGGUGGAGCUGGUACUGACUUUGCAGCUGGUGCUCUGUGUCUUUGCUUCCACCGACAGUCGUCAGGCCUCGGGCUCUCCCGCCGUCAUAAUUGGGAUCUCAGUGGCAUUGGGCCACCUCGUUGGGAUCUACUUCACCGGAUGCUCCAUGAACCCUGCCCGCUCCUUUGGGCCCGCUGUCAUCAUAGGGAAGUUCGCAGUCCACUGGAUAUUCUGGGUGGGACCCUUGACAGGUGCUGUCCUGGCAUCUCUGAUCUACAAUUUCAUCCUGUUUCCCGACACCAAGACUCUGGCCCAGCGACUGGCCAUCCUCACAGGCAGCACUGUGGAGGUGGACAGCGUGGUAGGGGUGCACCCCCAGAAGGAAGAGUCCAAGUCCAGUCCAGGCAACACCGAAAUGGAGAGUGUGUCAGAUGACAUGGACCUCGGCCCUGACCCUCAGGCUUCGGAGAGGUGACCUAGAGGCCCAUUUACAGGAACUUUCCAGAGAAAGGAAGUCUCUGUCCCGUCCUUGAGCCAGAAGAAGCCUUUUCCAGCCCCAGACUCUCAGCUCAAUUGGGAUCCCCAAAAAGAUGUUGAAUAAGUCCAAAGGAUGGUAAGAACCCUGGGAAUGACCCAGGAAACCAAGACAUGGGGUUCAGUAUGUUGCUGGAAGACUAAUGGAGUCUCGGUUUGUUAAUACUUGAAAACUGCUAUAAAUCUACUCUGUUCACGGUUUGGGGUCUUAUCUAGAUCUUGGCUUCCCCAUCUGUAAAACGGGCACAACCCUCCCCCAGGAACUGCUGUGAAAACAAACAAGAGAUUGGAAAAUGUUUUUGGAAGUUAAAAUGCUAGAAAAACAACCCCAAUAAAUGAUGAUUAUUGUUGC